Molecule: messenger RNA, 684 nt
Organism: Histoplasma capsulatum G186AR
Lineage: Eukaryota; Fungi; Ascomycota; Eurotiomycetes; Onygenales; Ajellomycetaceae
Product: ADP-ribose pyrophosphatase
Exons: 5
Coding region: 1-684 (227 amino acids)
Biological process (GO): ribose phosphate metabolic process; nucleoside phosphate metabolic process
Cellular component (GO): cytosol; nucleus
Molecular function (GO): ADP-ribose diphosphatase activity
Source: RefSeq, a predicted model, not a curated record
AUGAAGCUUCUUUCGAGGGAGCCCCUGGCCAUAAGUAUUGGCAACACCCACUUUUCUGCCACCAAAAGGCACCAUGAUUGUGGCGGGGGUUGUCAAUAUUUAUGGCCUGGCACUAUCCCAGCAGAGGCAAGAUGGGUUCGCCUGAUUAAGUCGACAUACACGGAUCCCGAGGGGGUGACGAGGACAUGGGAGUCUGCUGAACGACAGACUAGGCCUAAAAACUGCCCGAUUGAUGGCGUCGGCAUUGUCACGAUACUAUCCAAGCCCUCGGGCCCAGAACUGCUGCUGCAAAAGCAAUACAGGCCUCCGGUUGACAUGGUAGUCAUUGAAGUGCCUGCCGGUCUUAUUGAUGAGGGCGAAACGCCUGAGGAAUGCGCUGUGAGGGAACUUAAAGAGGAGACGGGGUAUGUAGGCGUUGCGGAAGAGAGGAGCCCAAUUAUGUAUAAUGACCCUGGUUUCUGUAACACCAACCUCAACAUGAUCCACGUCCGCGUCGACAUGACUCUCCCGGAAAACCAAAACCCACAGCCCCAGCUCGAAGAGAACGAGUUCAUCGAGUGCUUCAGCAUCCCGCUAGCAACUCUGUAUGAGGAAUUGAAACGCCUGGAAGCGGAAGGGUAUGCGAUUGAUGCUAGGGUAGGGACGUUGGCGGAGGGUAUCGAGUUUGGGAAGAAGUUGGGAUAG